AUGUCAGGAUCCAAGGAAGAAAAUCCUGACCUUCUUCCCAAGUCAAAGCCACAGGAGGAACAUGGGUUUGCCAUGGAUUUUGAUGUUGGUUUGGAAAGUCUGUGGCCCUUGGAUCAUAUAUCUUUGCUCUCUAACCCCGUGUCUCCUUUUCUCUUAUCCACUAUCUCUGAACAACCUUUUUCUCCCGUCUGGGCUUUUUCUGAUGUUGAAGAUGAGAGGCAAAUCAGAAUUGCAGCUGCAGGACUUGCUUCAUUUCAAGUUGACUAUAACUUGAUAAACGCCCCUGAACUUUCUUCAAUUUAUUGUAAUACAAUUGAAAAUCCGGUUGAAGAUGAUAACAACAAGAAAACUGUGUCACCACCCCUUGUAGCUGUGCCACCUUCAGAAAAUCCAGAUGGUUAUUGUUUGAUCAAGGAAAGAAUGACACAAGCACUUCGGCACUUCAAAAAGUUGACUGAACAGAAUGUUCUUGCUCAGGUUUGGGCACCUGUGAGGAAUGGAAACCGGUAUGCACUCACAACUUCAGGCCAACCAUUUGUUCUUGAUCCACAUAGUAAUGGACUCCAUCAGUAUAGAACAGUGUCUCUGAUGUAUAUGUUUUCUGUGGAUGGAGAGAAUGAUGAAAUACUGGGACUUCCUGGUAGAGUUUUUCAGCAUAAAAUUCCUGAAUGGACUCCCAAUGUUCAGUACUAUUCCAGCAAAGAGUAUCAGCGCCUGAAUCAUGCACAACAUUACAAUGUUCGUGGAACCUUGGCUCUACCUGUGUUUGAACCUGCAGGACAGUCAUGUGUAGCUGUACUGGAGUUGAUAAUGACUUCACCCAAGAUUAACUAUGCUCCUGAGGUUGAUAAAAUCUGCAAAGCCCUUGAGGCAGUUAAUUUAAGGAGUUCAGAAAUUAUGGAGCAUCCAUACAAUCAGAUUUGUAAUGAAGAUCGCCAGUACGCAUUAGCUGAAAUUUUGGAGAUACUGACAGUUGUGUGUGAGACUCAUAGUUUGCCUUUGGCACAAACUUGGGUUCCAUGUAAGCAUCGGAGUGUCUUGGCACAUGGUGGUGGUCUUAAGAAAAGUUGCUCAAGUUUUGACGGUUCUUGCAUGGGGCAAGUAUGCAUGUCUAUAACUGAGGUAGCAUUCUAUGUCAUAGAUGCUCAUACAUGGGGUUUCCAUGAGGCUUGUUUUGAGCAUCACUUACAACAAGGUCAAGGGGUUGCUGGGAGGGCAUUUUUGUCUCACAACAUGUGUUUCUGUGGGAACAUUUCUCAAUUCUGCAAAACUGAAUAUCCCUUAGUACAUUAUGCUCUCAUGUUUGCUUUAACCAGCUGUUUUGCAGUAUGCUUACAAAGCUCUCACACAGGAAAUGAUGAAUAUGUGCUAGAGUUUUUUCUGCCUCCAAGGAUCACAGACUUCAAUGAACAAAAAAGCUUGUUGGGGUCCAUAUUGGCCACGAUGAAGCCACGUUUUCAGAGUCUUAAGAUUGCAGCUGGUGCUGAAUUUGAGGAAAAUUGUUCAGUUGAAAUUAUAGAAGCAAGAAAAGAAAGAGUUGAUUUGAGGUUUGAAUCAAUUCCAAUUACUCAUUCUUCUAACUCACCACCUAGACAUGCCUCUCCAAAUAUGGGAGAGAAGCUGCAACUGGAGCCACCAGAGCAGGAAAUAAUGGCAAACUUUGAUGCCAUAAAUGAUGGAAGGAGUCUUGGUGAUAAUACAGGUGGGCACAUUGAUCAGAACACUUCCUUGGAAGCCAAAACCAAAAAGAAACCCUCAGAAAGAAAACGUGGAAAAGCUGAGAAAACAAUUAGUCUUGAUGUUCUGCAACAUUACUUCACUGGAAGCCUUAAGGAUGCUGCAAAGAGCCUUGGUGUUUGUCCUACUACAAUGAAACGCAUCUGUAGGCAGCAUGGGAUAUCGCGUUGGCCAUCUCGAAAGAUAAAAAAGGUUAAUCGUUCCCUAUCCAAGCUCAAGUGUGUUAUUGAAUCAGUCCAUGGUGCUGAAGGAGCAUUUGGUUUGAAUUCUCUAUGUACUGGUUCAAUUCCCAAUGCGGGGGCUGGUUCAAACAAGUUCAACAACCAAACCUCGUUGACCAUUAGGCCAUUAGAACCUAAGAUCAAUGAAAAUGAUUUUGAUGCAUCUAAAGCAUCAGAAUCAAACAAACAGGCUGGGGUGGAAGAUCACUACCUAGGUACAAGGGCACAAAAUUUUGAGAAAAUGAUUAAUGAAAAAGUUGUGGCCAUUCAGGAGAUUGGCACUAAAGGGACUACCAAGUUUAGCGCUAGGAGUGGCUUAAGUGAAGGAAGUGCAAAUCCUUCUCCUCAUGGUUCAUGCCAAGGUAGUCCUCCAAAUGAAAUAUCACCUCCAAAAUAUAUAUUUGUAACAGGCAACAGUGAGCAAUGUCUUGUGUUAAGGGGAUCACUGGGGUCAACACUGCACUCAACUAGUACACCGAACCGUGCAACUGCAUACGCUAUGCCUAACUUUUUGGAAACAGAACCUCAAGAACCAUUUGAAGGACAACUACUUGAGGGUGUUGGUAGUUCUAAGGACUUGAGGAAUCUCUGUCCUUCAGCACAUGCUGUUUUGGAAGAUCAGGUUCCUGAACCUUGCAGGAUGAAUCCUCAAUGUGCUGCUGAUUUGGCUUCUGUGCCACACAUGGAUACUCUCAAUAAUAAUAACAUGACACCUUUUGCAGUUAGCAAUGAGGUGAAGAGUGUCACCAUUAAGGCAACUUGUAAAGAAGAUAUCAUAAGGUUUAAGGUCUCUUUGAACUGUGGUAUUGUGGAACUGAAAGAAGAAAUUGCCAAAAGAUUGAAACUAGAGGAGGGAACAUUUGAUAUCAAGUAUAUGGAUGAUGAUCAUGAAUGGGUUUUGAUAGCCUGUGAUGUAGACCUGCAGGAGUGUAUGGACAUCUCAAGAUCAUCAGGCAGCAACAUAAUCAGGAUUGUGGUGCAUGAUAUUCUGCCCAUUCUUGAUAGCUCUUGUGAGAGCUCAGGACAUUGGAAAGGUUGUAUAUAG
This is a messenger RNA of Sphenostylis stenocarpa, 3003 nucleotides long. Lineage: Eukaryota; Viridiplantae; Streptophyta; Magnoliopsida; Fabales; Fabaceae. The record is from the annotation of a GenBank genome assembly.